AUGUUUCGUUCAAGCGCCGGAUCGAAUUUGAAUGACACUAAUUUGACGACAAAACAACAAGAAACUCGUAAGGAAAUAGUUACUGGUGUUAAUAUCGAUCCGAAAGAUCCAAAAGCUAAUGAAGCAGCAAGAAUAAUACAACAUGCGUAUCGAAAGCAUCAGGAGCAUCAAGAGCAUCAGGAUAGCUGUCACAAGCAUCAGUAUUAA
Messenger RNA from Brugia malayi, 207 nucleotides. RefSeq lists its product as uncharacterized. The transcript has 3 exons. Bases 1 to 207 code for a protein of 68 amino acids. Lineage: Eukaryota; Metazoa; Nematoda; Chromadorea; Rhabditida; Onchocercidae. The record is from RefSeq and is a predicted model, not a curated record.